UAGAAACCUCUCACCCUUUUUCACCUCCUUAUCUUUCUUCUACUUCUACUUCUACUUCUACUUCAAAAUAAUCAACUUUUUGUUAAGAAAUUUUGCAAGUAAAUUCUUCAAUGGCUACCCUCUCUCUUCCAAAGCAUUCUCUUCCUUUCACUCUUCCAUCCCAAACCCCAAAAUUCCAUUCUUCUCAAAACCUCUCUAUCAUCUCUAAAUCAUCACAAUCCCAAUUUUAUGGCCUCAAAUUCUCACAUUCUUCUUCUGUCUCCUCCCCUUCCACUUCCCGUUCUUUCAAAGCUGCCAUUGUUGCUAAGAUUACUGAAGGAAGUAUGGCACCUGCAUUCACUUUGAAAGAUCAAGAUGGAAAGAAUGUGAGCUUGACCAAAUUUAAGGGGAAGCCUGUUGUUGUUUACUUUUACCCUGCUGAUGAAACUCCUGGUUGCACCAAACAGGCUUGUGCUUUCAGAGACUCGUAUGAAAAGUUUAAGAAAGCGGGAGCAGAGGUUAUUGGUAUUAGUGGUGAUGACUCAUCUUCUCACAAGUCAUUCAAACAGAAGUACAAACUUCCUUUCACUUUGCUAAGUGAUGAGGGUAACAAGGUGAGAAAAGACUGGGGAGUUCCUUCAGAUCUCUUUGGAGCUCUUCCCGGGAGACAAACCUAUGUUCUAGACAGAAAUGGAGUUGUUCGGCUCGUUUACAACAAUCAAUUUCAGCCCGAGAAGCAUAUUGAUGAGACCCUCAAGUUUCUUCAAAGCCUUUGAGCAAAUUUCUUUGAUAUUAGAUUCUGUGAAUCCUUUAUCCCUUCUCUUAAUACUCAUGUAAUUGUGAGUCAUUGGUUCUCCAAUGUAUGUCUUAGAUCAUCUUUCAUUGCAAUACUUGUGAAUUUUUGAUAAACUCUUUCAAGUUUCAACAAUUAAUUGCAAUAAAAUGUGAGAAUAUUAUAAUUCGGCAAAUA
This is a messenger RNA of Beta vulgaris subsp. vulgaris (sugar beet), 949 nucleotides long. RefSeq names its product peroxiredoxin Q, chloroplastic. The record is from RefSeq and is a predicted model, not a curated record. Gene Ontology annotation, molecular function: thioredoxin peroxidase activity. Gene Ontology annotation, biological process: cellular response to oxidative stress; cell redox homeostasis. Gene Ontology annotation, cellular component: chloroplast thylakoid membrane; cytoplasm. The coding region runs from base 111 to 755 and encodes 214 amino acids. The transcript is spliced from 4 exons. Lineage: Eukaryota; Viridiplantae; Streptophyta; Magnoliopsida; Caryophyllales; Amaranthaceae.